Messenger RNA from Rhodamnia argentea, 774 nucleotides. Its product is annotated as BTB/POZ domain-containing protein At4g08455-like. Bases 1 to 774 code for a protein of 257 amino acids. NCBI's taxonomy places the organism in Eukaryota, Viridiplantae, Streptophyta, Magnoliopsida, Myrtales, Myrtaceae. The transcript is spliced from 2 exons. Gene Ontology annotation, biological process: regulation of proteolysis; proteasome-mediated ubiquitin-dependent protein catabolic process. Gene Ontology annotation, cellular component: cytoplasm. The record is from RefSeq and is a predicted model, not a curated record. Gene Ontology annotation, molecular function: ubiquitin protein ligase binding.
AUGCAGAGACCGAGAGCGGGGAGCUUUCAUCAGGACGCCGAGUCGGACAGCGACUUCUCCGUGAGCAUGCUGCUCAAGUUCUGCGAGGAAGACCGAUCCUAUUGGGAGGAGUGCUACAACAAGGUCAGCAAGACCGCGGAAGAGUACAAGCGAGAGAUCGAGGACUUGAAGGCCAAGAAUUCCUUCUUGAGACUCUGGAUUCAGACCGACCACAACGGUCUCGAUGGUCCUGGGUUCAGCGACGUCGUCUUGUUCGCCGCCAAAGACGGUCCCAACGGUGGUCUAUCGAAGCCGGUCCCAGCACACAAGGCCGUUCUGGCGAGCCGGUCUCCUGUAUUCAAAGCAAUGCUUGAGCACGAGAUGGAAGAAAGCCGAAGCAACAAUAUCAAGAUAAAUGAGGUGUCCUAUGAUGCCCUCCGUGCAUUUGUCAAUUAUCUUUAUUCUGCUGAAGCGUUCCUCGACGAGCGAAUGGCUUAUGAUCUUCUAGUAUUAGCUGAAAAGUAUCAGGUACAGCACCUCAAAGAUUAUUGCGAGAAGUUCUUGGUAUCCAAAUUGAACUGGGAGAACUCGAUCAUAAACUAUGCCUUUGCUCACCGGCACAAUGCGAAGCAUCUCCUUGAGGCCGCCUUGUCCAUAAUUUUAGUCAACAAGGAUAAACUCAAAAACCAUCGAGAUUACUCGGAACUCGUUAAGUCUGAUCCAUGCCUUCUGGUGGAGAUAUACGAAGCAUGUCUUGCAAAGCAAGAAAAACACUGCAGUACAGGUUCCUGUUAA